AUGUUUCUGCUGGGGGGCCGCGGGCAGGGCGGGAGCCAGCUGGCCGCUAGGCUGGGGGGCCGCGGGAGGGGCCGCGCCCCUCUGCGGCUGGCAGCUCGGGGGACCGGGGCCGCGGCGCCAGGCCCGUCCCGCAGCAGCGGCAUGGCCGCGGGCAGCAUCACCACGUUGCCGGCCCUGUCCGGGGAUGGAGCCAGCGGGGGCGCCUUUCCCCCGGGCCACUUCAAGGACCCCAAGCGGCUGUACUGCAAGAACGGAGGCUUCUUCUUGCGCAUCCAUCCUGAUGGUCAUGUGGACGGCAUCCGCGAGAAGAGCGACCCGCACAUUAAACUCCAACUUCAGGCAGAAGAGAGAGGAGUAGUGUCUAUUAAAGGUGUUUGUGCCAACCGUUAUCUUGCCAUGAAGGAGGAUGGCAGAUUACUGGCUCUGAAAUGUGUGACUGAAGAGUGUUUCUUCUUUGAACGUCUAGAGUCCAACAAUUACAACACUUAUCGCUCAAGGAAAUACUCCAAUUGGUACGUGGCACUGAAACGCACAGGCCAGUAUAAGCUUGGAUCCAAGACUGGACCGGGGCAGAAAGCUAUCCUUUUCCUUCCCAUGUCUGCUAAGAGCUGAUUGCCAUGGGACGCUCUGUUUCUUCUUCCAUUCAAAAGGAGACAGAAGAUGGAAAAAAAAAAGAAGAUAGAAACAUGGGCAUGUUGGUCCAAUUGGGAUGACUGGCUAAACUGUAAUCUUUACUUUAUCCUGGGGUGAAUUAAAUUAUUAUGUCACCUAAA
Messenger RNA from Antechinus flavipes (yellow-footed antechinus), 773 nucleotides. It is a transcript of the gene FGF2, whose product is annotated as fibroblast growth factor 2. Gene Ontology annotation, biological process: positive regulation of cell population proliferation; positive regulation of protein phosphorylation; animal organ morphogenesis. Gene Ontology annotation, molecular function: growth factor activity; fibroblast growth factor receptor binding. The record is from RefSeq and is a predicted model, not a curated record. The transcript has 4 exons. Lineage: Eukaryota; Metazoa; Chordata; Mammalia; Dasyuromorphia; Dasyuridae. Gene Ontology annotation, cellular component: cytoplasm. Bases 1 to 612 code for a protein of 203 amino acids.